AUGAAACUUUUCGCCUUUGGAUCCAAUGGAUCAGGCCAACUAGGAAUUGGCCACACGGAAGACGUCUCAACACCAUCUCAAUGUCUUUUUGAGACAGACGUUGCAGAAACAGCCACAGCACAACACGAAAAGACAACUCUUACCGAUAUCCUCGAUGAUGAUAUCGUUCACAUCGCAGCAGGAGGGAACCAUACCCUCCUCAUGACGAAAAGCGGAGCUGUCUAUGUGGCUGGUUGUAAUAUUGACGAACGUUGUGGUCCACAAUAUCAAGAUCAAGACGAGGAUGGGAAUAUAUCCCAUUUUCGCCGUUUCAUUCUCAAAGAUUCAACUACCGGAUCUGAAAUUUCGACGUUCAAGUGUGUUUCUGCGACUUGGGAAGGGACUAUUGCUGUUGCAUCUACCCCACAAUCACAGACCCAGUUGUUAGGGAUCCCAGAACCACAGGACAGAGUCUACAUAACCGGGCUCUCCCCUAAAGGAACUCUAACGCAUGAUACAACAACCCCAGUCCAACCAGGGACAUUUAUAUCCGAUUUUCCACCCAGGGGAACAAGCAUUACAUCGUUAUCGAGUAGUAUGGCGCAUACAAUCGCCAUUCUCUCAAAUGGGGAUGUAUACGGCUGGGGUGGAUCGAGGAAAGGUCAACUCGGUGCUGGGAACCGUGGUUCAAAGAUUGUCUGUCAGCCACGCAAAUUCGAUGUACCAUUUCCUGUGAAGGGUGGGGUCUGUGGACGGGAGUUCUCGGUUGUCUGGGGGAGUGCCGGGGAUGUUUAUGUAUUUGCUGAUUCGGGGAUGAAGUGGGGGGUGACGGGAAUUCCAAAGGUUUUAUCGGGGCUUUCAGAUUCAGUUGGAGCUGAGGACGUGUGUGGAGGGGCGAGAGGACAUAUUCCUUUUGCUUCGGCUGGUAUUGGGGCUAGUUGGCAUGGUGUUUAUGUACAUGUUGCUCCUGCAUCUGCUCCUGCAUCUACUCCAAUCCUAGCGCCCGGCUCCAUCAUAGCAUGGGGCCGCAAUGAUCGUGGUCAACUCCCACCCCCGACCCUCCCAUCAACUGCCCACCUCGCUGUCGGAAGCGAGCACGUCCUCGCACUCUUAGAGCAUGGCCAGGUGGCAGCAUUCGGAUGGGGCGAGCAUGGCAAUUGUGGACCGGAUACAGAUACACAAGGUAAUGUAUCGGGGACAUAUAACAUUGUUCCAUUACCUGAUACUGUGAGCGCUGCUGGUGAGCGGGUCAUUGGUGUUGGGGCCGGGUGUGCGACCAGCUUUAUGCUUGUGUCAUGA
Molecule: messenger RNA, 1278 nt
Organism: Penicillium antarcticum
Lineage: Eukaryota; Fungi; Ascomycota; Eurotiomycetes; Eurotiales; Aspergillaceae
Exons: 1
Coding region: 1-1278 (425 amino acids)
Source: RefSeq, a predicted model, not a curated record